Molecule: messenger RNA, 3896 nt
Organism: Trichomycterus rosablanca
Lineage: Eukaryota; Metazoa; Chordata; Actinopteri; Siluriformes; Trichomycteridae
Gene: abl2
Product: c-abl oncogene 2, non-receptor tyrosine kinase
Exons: 11
Coding region: 363-3896 (1177 amino acids)
Biological process (GO): protein phosphorylation; regulation of apoptotic process
Molecular function (GO): ATP binding; non-membrane spanning protein tyrosine kinase activity; protein binding
Source: RefSeq, a predicted model, not a curated record
GGCGUCAGAGGGGGCGCGUAGUGGCUUCGGUGAAACCCAGAGACCCCCGGUGGGUCCGUUUUAGAGAGAAAAACAACCGGAGCGGCUGGAAGAAAGAACUCCCGGUUUACAGAGACACCGAGCGCCGUUAAACUGGAGUGAAGUGAUUUGUGACAGAUUGUAAGCGGGUGGGUGGGUUCUCUCACACUGACCGACUGUUAGCUGUGGCGCUAGCUAGCGAGCUAAGGGGGGGCAGAGGCACAGCGUCGAUAGGCCGCUCCGCUGCUGCUGCUGCUGCUGCUGCUGCUGCUGUUACAGGAGGGGGGAUGUGAUCCCGGCGGACGCGCAGUUUCCUUCCGUCCCGGCGGACCUUUUCAGGAAAGAUGGGACAGCAGGUAGGGCGUGUGGGUGAGGGUGUAUCGGCGGGACUGCAGAACCCACCACAGCACAGCCAUUCCCAGCAACAGCAGGCGCAACAGAUCAAGGCGAACCGGAUCAGCAGCAGCAGUUCUGGGAGGAGACCGCGAGAAGCAAGCAGCACCGGUAACCCUGCCUGCAGACUCGCCGCUAGCGCUAAUCAGCUGGACCCAGGGAUUAAUAUAUUCACCCAACAUUCAGAAGCCCUUCACAGGCCGUUUGGACUCGACUCAUCAGCUCUGACAGAAGCGGGGCGUUGGAGCUCGAAGGAGAACCUUUUGGGUGCUGCUGAAAGCGAUCCCAACCUCUUUGUUGCACUUUACGACUUCGUGGCCAGCGGUGACAACACUCUGAGCAUUACGAAAGGAGAGAAGCUCCGGGUGCUGGGCUAUAACCAGAAUGGCGAGUGGAGCGAGGUUCGCUCGAAGAAUGGUCAGGGCUGGGUUCCCAGUAACUACAUUACACCAGUGAACAGUCUGGAGAAGCACAGCUGGUAUCAUGGCCCCGUGUCCCGCAGCGCAGCCGAGUAUUUGCUCAGCAGCCUCAUUAACGGCAGCUUCCUGGUCAGGGAGAGUGAGAGUAGCCCAGGUCAGCUCUCCAUCUCUCUGCGCUACGAAGGACGUGUCUACCACUAUCGCAUCAACACAGCAUCAGAUGGCAAGGUAUACGUUACCUCUGAGAGUCGUUUCAGUACGUUAGCUGAGUUGGUCCAUCAUCAUUCCACUGUAGCAGAUGGUCUGGUAACAACUCUGCACUACCCAGCACCGAAAUGCAACAAACCCACUGUCUACGGCGUCUCACCCAUCCACGACAAGUGGGAGAUGGAGCGCACCGACAUCACCAUGAAGCACAAGCUGGGCGGAGGCCAGUACGGAGAGGUCUAUGUGGGUGUCUGGAAAAAAUACAACCUCACUGUCGCAGUCAAAACACUCAAGGAGGACACUAUGGAAGUGGAGGAGUUUUUGAAAGAGGCUGCUGUCAUGAAGGAGGUGAAACACCCCAAUCUGGUGCAGUUACUAGGUGUGUGUACACUGGAGCCUCCAUUCUACAUAGUGACAGAGUACAUGCCUCACGGUAACCUGCUGGAUUACCUGCGCGAGUGUGAUCGUGAGGAGGUGAACGCUGUCGUGCUGCUCUACAUGGCCACCCAGAUUUCCUCCGCCAUGGAAUAUCUGGAGAAAAAGAACUUCAUCCACAGGGACCUGGCAGCACGAAACUGUCUUGUCAGUGAAAAUCACGUGGUAAAGGUGGCUGAUUUCGGCUUGAGUCGACUUAUGACCGGAGACACAUACACCGCUCACGCUGGAGCCAAGUUCCCCAUCAAGUGGACCGCUCCAGAAAGCUUGGCGUACAACACCUUCUCUAUCAAAUCGGAUGUCUGGGCAUUUGGGGUGCUUCUGUGGGAAAUUGCCACCUAUGGGAUGUCUCCAUACCCGGGUAUUGACCUGUCCCAGGUCUAUGACCUGCUGGAGAAGGGAUAUCGCAUGGAGCAACCUGAAGGCUGUCCUCCUAAAGUCUACGAACUCAUGAGAGCUUGUUGGCAGUGGAGCCCACUGGACAGACCCUCAUUUGCAGAGACCCAUCAGGCCUUUGAGACAAUGUUUCAUGACUCCAGCAUCUCAGAGGAAGUGGCAGAGGAACUGUGUAAAACUGCGUCGUGCAGUAAGGGAGGGGCACUGCACACCUUCGGACAUGACCAGCCCCUCGUGCCCUGUAAAUCACGACCACAAAAGAAGCACUCGGACAAUAAGGAGAACAUGGACGGGCCCGAGAGCCGUCAGGAACCUGGAGCGCACGGUCCUGCAGGUAUACCAGCUCGACUCUGCUUGACGCGCUCUCUGCUGGGAGGUGAUAGUGGUUCCAGCAGCUCUCCUGCUCUGCCUCGCAAGCAAAGAGACAAAUCCCCCUCCGGCCUGCUUGAUGAUCCACUGGAUUCCUCGUUCACCCGUGACCGCAAGACUGGCUUCUUCAGCUCCUUUAUGAAGAAGAAAUCAUCAUCAUCAUCUGCUUCCGCCUCCCAACUUCAGCACAAUCUUCCCAUGCCCCCCAAGAGGAGCAGCUCCUGUCGGGAGAUGGAGACACAUCCUCAUAAAAAGUAUGAACCCACAAUUGGGUUUGGAGCUCCUCCACCUCCGCUGCCUCAGACUGAUAGCCUAGGUUUCUCUCCAUCUCACGGGGAGGGAAACCAUGUUCAGUCACGCUGCUGUGGAGCUACAUUUGGACAGAAGUUUUCUGCAUCGAACACCUCUGCCCCUACUCAAGUCGGCAGCAGCAGUAGCUGGGCAGGCCUCGCUGGCUUUUUUACCCCACGCCUUAUUAAAAAGACUUUGGGCAUACGAACCGGGAAGCCCUCUGUAACUGAUGAAGGAGGUGGAGGAGCCAGACCCUUUCCUCGGUCAAAUUCCACAUCAUCUAUGUCAGCCGGUUUGCCGGAUUUGGAGCGCAUGGCAUUAACUUUACCUAGAAAUCGAAGCAAACCACCACUGGAGCGUACAGCUUCUACUAGUUCACAGCCAGAGAAUGGUGCCUCACGGCCUCCAGACGUGGUACCAAAAAAGCUGGACGAGGGUACAGCACAAAUACGGGACAGACCCAAAGCUAAACUACUGCCACGUGGGGUAUCAGUGGGCUCAGGAGGUGCAAGGGCACCAGGGGUGGGUGGAGAAGCUGAGCCCGAUGUUCGGGGUAAAGAGGUCCAGGAUGACAGGUCGGCCUGGUCUUCCCCAUCUAAAAUGUUGGUCGGCCCACACAACCACAAAGUCCCGGUUCUGAUUUCACCAACUCUAAAACCCGGCCAAACUGACCCGCACGUAGUCGGUGUAGACUCUCAGGGCAACCGCUUUAGACUGCUAGCUGACAGUGGCGGUGACAGGCCACGGCUCAUAAAGCCUAAGUGCGCACCACCUCCUCCACCCACACUACGUUCCCUUCAACACUCCUAUAGCCUAGACGGAGCCGAGGAGUCAUCAAGUGCAGGCUCGGACUUCAACGGAGACGGGAUCAAAAGAGUAGGAAGAGGCCCUGGAGGAGCUCGACCAUGCAUACCGCCACCACAAGCACCUACAAUACCUACAGCCACUUCGUCUACUUCAACAGCUUCGACCAAGAUGGCUAAUGGUGGCACAACGUCUGCCUCCACAAAGCUGACUUUAAGAAGGACCCGGCAGCAGGUGGAGCGUGUGCCUCUGGAGAAGGUGAGUAAGGAGGCUUUGCUAGAGUGUGCCGAGUACCUAAGCCUUGCACUCUAUAGCACUGAGCCAUCCUCCAGCAGCCAGGUCUUGGACGCUGGUCACCAGUUACUUGACUACUGCUCUGGCUACGUAGACUGCAUCCCACAGAUGCGUAACAAGUUUGCCUUUCGAGAGGCAGUAGGAAAACUUGAACUCAGUCUUCAGGAGCUGCGAGCUUCUUCUACGGGUGGGGGAGGAGCUGGGUCAUGCCCUGCUUUGGACAACUUGCACUCUUGUAUUAAAGAAAUCAGUGAUGUGGUGCAAAGGUAG